Molecule: messenger RNA, 834 nt
Organism: Brassica napus (rape)
Lineage: Eukaryota; Viridiplantae; Streptophyta; Magnoliopsida; Brassicales; Brassicaceae
Exons: 1
Coding region: 1-834 (277 amino acids)
Source: RefSeq, a predicted model, not a curated record
AUGGAAAAUCCUCUAGAGCUUUGGGAUGCUUUACAGCAUAGAUAUGAUCACCAGAAAAUGGUUUUACUCCCAAAGGCUAGAAAUGACUGGAAGAAUCUGAGAUUCAUGGAUUAUAAGUCAGUGGAUGAGUACAAUUCAGUCUUGUUUAAGACGGUCUCAAUGUUGAGACUUUGUGGUGAAGUAGUAACCGAAGAAGAGUUACUUGAGAAAACAUUCUCUACGUUUCAUUCCUCAAACAUAAUCCUGCAGCAGCAGUACAGAAUGAAAGGCUUCGCCACAUACACUGAUCUGAUCUCGUGCCUGCUACUGGCCGAGGCAAAUUAUGAGCUCCUGAUGAAGAACAGUGAAGCUAGACCUGUCGGAACAGCCCCAUUACCAGAGGCCAAUGGAAUUGAAAAGAAAAAUCCCAACGAGUGCAAUUACAUCCAGAAUGAUAAGAGACCACAUGGCAGAGGCCGUGGUGGUUACAGGAACCGUGACAAUUACUCGAACGGCCGAGAUAGAUACAUGGCCGGCCGGAAAGGAAAACACAAUAACCGUGGUCGUGGUUCCAAUCCCGGCUGUGGCCGAGGCAGUUAUGGCCGAGGCCGAGGCGGUAUAUCCAAGCCGUCUUACUCGGCCAAGUCCGUUUGUCACAGGUGUGGGAUGAGUAACAAUUGGGCCAAGAAUUGUAGAACUCCUAAGCACUUGUGUGAGCUCUACCAAGAAAGUCUUAAGGACAAGAACCCGGAGGCUCAUAUGGUCCAUGAUUCCGGAUAUGAGGCUGAUAAAGAAUCUGAUGUUGCAAAUGACGACCUGAUGGACUUUGAAACUUCUGAUUGUCUCAAAGACUAA